Molecule: messenger RNA, 3625 nt
Organism: Pocillopora meandrina
Lineage: Eukaryota; Metazoa; Cnidaria; Anthozoa; Scleractinia; Pocilloporidae
Source: the annotation of a GenBank genome assembly
GAAAGGUAGAUGUAUCAACUUUGUCCUGGGGUACCUUCACCUCUUAGAGCUCAGGUUAAAUGAAUUCAGCCUAAAAUAAAGUACAAGAUAAUCUUGAUCAUAGAUAUUUUCCUGGUAGGAAUAUGACCGAGUAAUAAUCAAAACACCAAAAAUAAUUCAACAAUGAAAUAUUAUAUUCAAUUUCUGCCAAUUAUCAAGAAAUUACCUCAAAUGGUCUUUGUUUCGAGGGAGUAUUAUGGAUUAUAUCAAGAGAUUCCCACCAAAACUACCCGCCUUUAAGCAAAUCAGUGAUAUUUUAACAACCUGUCGCGCUUGAAUAAUGACCAAUACUGUCACCAGCUCGAAGAACUACAGCCGGCAGUACUAGCAGCUCCGAGGAAUUUCCCAACGCAGGUAAAACGUGCGCUAUUUUGUUAUUGUUUUUAUUAAAUCUAUCAUUUUGGUUGACUGCUUUCGGAUAUACAGUGAACAAAGAAAGUCUACUUUUCGGUGCAUGCACAACGUGCCUGUCAAAUUCACCACUAUUAGAUAGGUUCGAUUGAAAUAUUCAUGAUGAUUCGGCCACUGUUCUUACAUUUGUUUGAAUUAUUUGAAGUUUUCACCUAAUUCUGUCUCGUAUUUAUGGUAUUUUUAUUAUCCAUGGGUACCUUCUCGAUAAACUUAGUUUAGUAAAGCAGCAUAAAUCGUAUUUCCUCGAUCAGUCAGUUUAGUAAAGAACCUCGGUGCCCAUUCACUUCGUCGUCUUUGGAAUGACAGCUUCGCUUCCUCAUUUUCGAAGUCUUCCCCCGAAGUCCUUUACCUUGGUAUGCUCUCUUUCUAUGGAUAGUGUUUACAUCGUACGCUAAAACGUUCACGGGGCUCUAAUGUGUGAUCCAAAAUUAAUAGUCAAUUAGAAAAAUUCAUGUUAAGUCAGCGAGUCAAAUAUUUUUAAAGGGUUCCAAAAAAGGCAAAUUAGCUCGUGCGAAAACUCUGAACGGUUCUUUUCGAAUUUUUCGUGAUAUUGUGUAAGUUCAUUCCGUUUGAAAGGCUUUUUCAUGGCGGAUGUGGUUUCCAAUUUAUAUCCAGAUUUUUUCCUCCACUAAACACAGUGUUCUUCUUCCAUUUCAGCGGCGGAGCUCUGAAGACAUUAUUCUGACUUGCAAAUCUUAAUGAGUGUCAUUGAAAGCCCUAAAUUAUUUAAGCUGCUCUCAUGGAUUGCAAUUGUAGCAACAACUGUUGUCGACCUUGGUAAGAAUGUUUCAGCUGAUGAAAGGUUCUACAUUGUGUUGCUGCAUUUAUAGUUUAUAUUUGAGAUUUAGGCCAUCUCUUCGUGACACUGUACCCUUUGAACUCGUUAAAUCCUGUUCCAUACCGAAUUGUGUACUUUAAGUAAGAUUCGGUAGCAUAAAAGCCGAGUUAGAGCGCUCUCUCAGAGUACUGUUUAUGAUUCAUACUGUUUUAGAUGAUUUUUUGUAUACUUAUUAUAUAAAGGUGUUAAUAGUUCCUCUAAACAGGCAUGGCCGAGUGUCCACAAUGAGAACUGAGCCUUCUGGAAGAGCCUUGAAAGAUCCUUCGUCUUCAAGACCUUUAGGUAACAGCGACAUAACUAAACUCCUGGAGGACCUAGACAAUCAAACGGAAGCCAUCAAGACUGGUCAAGAGAUAGGUGAAGAACUUUUAGGCGAAAAAAAAAACCAUACCAGAUUAAAGGAAAAUGAAGUGGAAACAAUUGAUGGUAGUUUAUUUGGUAAGUUUUGGUUCUCUAUAUGCAUAUUUUGUUUGCCAUUUAUCAGAAAUUAGGUUUUGGUCCACUCUUAAGUCCCUGUGAAGAGAAAAUUUUCCUCAGAAACAGGAAAGGGCUAAUAUCAAGUAUGGAUAAUAUUUUGUCAUUUUUAUCCCUUAGAGUAUUCUAAUGAUGAUAGCAAAGGAGAAGACUUUCCAGAGGAAGUCAAAGGUACCGUAUAUCAGUGUGUUAAUCUGAAAGAGAAAAGGGAGGGAGAGGUAGCAGAGCCAACGUUUUUAAACGUUGGCUCUAAAAAGCCUGGCUCUGACGUUUAGAGUGGUAAAAUAGAUUCACAAGUAGCAAAAUAGACUCAUUAUUCAUAAUCAUUGUUCAGUUUUGCCUGUGCAACAAAAGAUCUUGUAUUCAAGACAUAUAUCCUUCACCUUCUUCUGAUAGCCUGUGAAUAAUUGUGGAUAAUAGUUAAAAAAAAUUUUAUUUUGAAUGUAAACAGACGACUCCUCACAAGCUGUGAGUAUAACAGGAGCUCCUGCGCUGGUCGAUAGAGACGGAGUUCCAGACAAAACAACAGCCCUUGAGAGCGGGGCUUCUUAUUUAGCUGGCAAGCCCCUGUUGAUGCUCAAUAACAAAAGUGAAGACCUAGAUGUAAGCAAAUGGUUUCUGUACUACCCAAUCUCGACGGAAUCUGAUGAGCAAAGAGCAUAAUCAUUAAGCGUUAUUAUUGCAACGUAUAUGUAGUUGUGUACGUCGAACGGUAUUUGCGAGAACUACAUUUCUCUUGUUAGUUCUUUGUCUCAUGAGAAGUCGAAUUUUGGAUAAGAAACACAAGGUCUCAGCGCUGGUUUAGGAGGUAAAGCACCUCGAGGAUAUCAAUAUUCCUUACAACUGAAUCUGUGAAUAUUUUCUGAAAUCAAGUAGUAAUUUUAACACAGUCUGCAUGGGGAGGAGAUAGAAUAGACUGAUUCCCACCAAACUCGUUUGUAAAAGAGGAACGUUUACUUUCCUGCUUCGAUAAGGCCGUCAUUCAUCCAAUACUAGUAAAGGACCUUAAUACAUGAAGUAAACAGCUACCAUGCUCAAACGCCCAUAUUUUCAGAGUAGUCUUACUUUGUAGAAACUAAUAGUAAUGCCUCGCUUCUUCCAUUUUUGAGUUGUCUUUCCAGCAUUACGGCUUUGUUCCAUUCCACACUGAGUGGUCCUUUCUACGUUUUACCGUUCUACUCGACGUUUAUUUGAAUUAACAUUGUUUAAUGCAACAACUUAACUAAAAUUGUUAAAAAAUUUAUCUGCAGCAAAACUCUGAGUCAACCUUUUUUUCACGCCGACCAUUCAAAUAUGGAACAAGCGAAAUCAUUCAUGUAAAAAAAACCCAGCUAAAUGUAAAUCAUUUUUUAUUUUUGUUUAAAGAGAAAUAAGGAGAAAUAACAAAGUGCGCAUAAAAGUGAAUAUCUGAAAAUCACAUAUAUGAACCUCGGAUUAAGUACCGAAUAUGAAAGCGAUCUUCGCAAUAAUGAACACUACUUGAGCAGUGGUGUAAAUAAGGACUGAAAAAAAUUCAGGCCUGUACGGGAUUCGUACCCAUGUCCUCUUUGAUACCGGUGCAGUGCUCUACCAAGUGAGCUAAAAAGCCACCUGGGAGUUGGUCAUUAUAUUGGUUCUUAAUAAAAGUGAAUUGAUGGAUAAUGAAUGUGAAUAUAUGGUUAGCUCAGUCGGUGAAGCUGGUACUUACGUUACAUAAUAUAAGUUCAUAUUUACCUGAUGAUUCCUAUUCCACUUUGUUCUUUUUUCAUCUAUCCACUUGUUUUUUUUCAAUAACAACAUUACAGUGGCAGAUCAUCUUAGUCCAAGGGAAAGGAACUCCCCUCACUCAAUUUAUCAGAUCUGUGGGUUUUUUUUUAUUACCUG